AAUCAAAUUUUUGUAGUUAAAAUGAUUACUUCAAUUUGUAAGGUUGCAUGCUUGUAAAUAUACAGUUUGUGUAAUAAGUAAUAAGUAUAUAUUUGUAAGUGAAAAAGUAGUUUAAGGUUAUAGCACGUGUCUUGGUUUAUUUGCGACUUGUUAACAUUAAUUUUUAUUUAAUUAUUAAAUAAUAAAAGUAUAAUAAUGUCUAUCUCACCGAGAAUAGUAAAACCGAAGUCAGUGAAAGCUAAAAAAGCGAUUUUGAAAAAAGAACCGCAAUUAAUUGAAGAUGCAAAAGAAACGAUAUGUAUUAGAGGAAGUACUUCUUCGAAGUAUGUUUAUGAUGCUAUGAAAGAUUUACAUAAAUUAAAAGCACCAAGUUGUAUAUUGAUGCAAAAAAAACAUGAAAUUCUUCCAUUUGAAGAUAUAGUGCCAAUUGAAAAAUUUUGCAAAAAAUAUAAUACGCCUUUAUUUAUGUAUGUUUCCCAUAAUAAAAAACGCCCCCAUAAUCUUAUAAUGGGGAGAACAUUUGAACACACAUUAUUGGACAUGAUAGAGUUUGGAGUUGAAAAUUAUAAAGGUUUGAAUGAAUUUAAAGUUGAUAAAAUAUCUGCUGGACUUAAACCGAUGCUUGUAUUUAAUGGAGACAUGUUUGAGAAUAAUGAUUCGUAUCAGAGAAUUAAAAAUCUUUUUAUUGACAUGUUUCAACGUGAAGUUGUUGAUAAUAUUAGACUUCAAGGAUUAGAGCAUGUACUCAGUUUUACGGCUACAGAUGGCAAAAUUUAUUUACGAAGUUACAAGGUUUCUUUGAAGAAAUCCGGCACGAGAAUUCCCAGAGUUGAAAUGGUGGAAAUCGGGCCUAGUAUGGAUUUAGUUGUUAGAAGAACAAAAUUAGCUUCUGAUGAUUUGUUUAAACAAUCUUGCAAAAAACCUAAAGAGUUUAAAAUAAAAGCUAAGAAAAAUAUUAAUGUGGACAAUCUUGGAACGACAUUUGGAAGAAUUCAUUUGGGAAAACAAAAUAUCAAAAAAAUUCAAACUAAAAAAAUGAAAGGUAUGCAGAAACGAAAAAGUGCCGAAGUACCGGAAGAUAAAAGUAAGAAAGCAAAACUUGAUGGUGACAAUAAUGAAAAUUGA
Microplitis mediator is the source of this 1125-nucleotide messenger RNA. It is a transcript of the gene Non3, whose product is annotated as ribosome production factor 2 homolog. The record is from RefSeq and is a predicted model, not a curated record. The transcript has 4 exons. Gene Ontology annotation, cellular component: nucleolus. NCBI's taxonomy places the organism in Eukaryota, Metazoa, Arthropoda, Insecta, Hymenoptera, Braconidae. Bases 196 to 1125 code for a protein of 309 amino acids. Gene Ontology annotation, biological process: maturation of LSU-rRNA from tricistronic rRNA transcript (SSU-rRNA, 5.8S rRNA, LSU-rRNA); ribosomal large subunit assembly. Gene Ontology annotation, molecular function: rRNA binding.